Molecule: messenger RNA, 1803 nt
Organism: Apis dorsata (giant honeybee)
Lineage: Eukaryota; Metazoa; Arthropoda; Insecta; Hymenoptera; Apidae
Product: sex peptide receptor
Exons: 4
Coding region: 101-1384 (427 amino acids)
Biological process (GO): G protein-coupled receptor signaling pathway
Cellular component (GO): membrane
Molecular function (GO): G protein-coupled peptide receptor activity
Source: RefSeq, a predicted model, not a curated record
GUAAGAAUCAGGGGAGGAAGAAAUGGAGCGGAUAGAAGAGAAAUAGGAAAAAAAAGAGAAAAAAGAAUCCAGCAAGGAUGCGGCCAUCCCUCGAGAUGCGAUGCCUCGCCACGUACACUACGAGGAUACCCGGCACUUGAACGCGACCCUUCUACACCUGAGCCAUCUGAUUCGUCGUAUAUCAACCAUGAAUCGAUUGAACGCUAGCUUCUGGAACAGUUUGAACAUCACGGACGAGGAUAUAGAUUACGUGAACAAGUUCAUGGAUAAUCUAUCGAUUUCGUGCAACGACAAUUGCGAGCAACAGACCGAUUGCUACUGCAACGGGACGGUUCGAGAUCUGGCGAUCGAGUACAAGAAUUAUCACGGUUACGUUGCGUUGAUGGUGUGCUUGUUCGGUACGUUGGCCAACAUGCUCAACAUAAUCGUGUUAACGAGGAAAGACAUGGUCGCAACUCCCAUAAACCGAAUUCUCACGGGUCUCGCGACCGCCGACAUGCUCGUCAUGCUGGAAUACAUACCGUUCGCUAUUUACAUGUACAUCGUGCUCCCAAAGAGGCAGAUAUUUCCUUACGGGUGGGCGGUGUUCGUCCUCUUCCACAUGCAUUUCACGCAAUUGCUCCAUACCAUCAGCAUCGCCAUCACGCUCACCCUCGCUGUUUGGAGGUACAUCGCUAUCAGAUUUCCACAGUACAAUACCUGGUGUACCGCAGCUCGAUGCAAAAUAGCUCUAUGGAGCAGCUUUUUAGCGCCAUUUAUUGCCUGUGCUCCUAGUUAUCUCGUAUUUGGAAUAAGAAAACAAACUGUAAAUGAAAAUGGCAUCCUGGAAAUCGCGUACAUAGUCGAUGCCGACUACUCCCAGCACAAGGACUUCUUCUACCAAUUAAAUUUCUGGAUACUAGGGGUGGUCGUAAAACUUUUACCCUGCGUCAUUCUCACCGUUAUUAGCUGUUGGUUGAUAAAAGCUCUUUACAGAGCGAAAGGGAGGAAGCAGGCUUUGAAGAGUUACAACCAAUGCAAAAACAUCGCUGUAAUGGGUAACGGUUUGAUCCCAAAAAGGCCGAGCAAAUCCGAGAGGAGAGCGGAUAGGACGACAAAGAUGCUCGUCGCCGUGUUACUUCUAUUCCUGGUCACGGAGAUACCUCAGGGUAUUCUGGGCCUUCUAUCAGGUGUUCUAGGCGAUUGCUUCUUCCGUAAUUGCUACCAUAAUUUCGGCGAGGUGAUGGACAUCCUCGCCUUGUUAAAUGGCGCCAUCAAUUUCAUCCUCUAUUGCUCCAUGUCCAGGCAAUUCCGUACCACUUUCGGCCAGCUGUUCAAACCGAGGAUCAUGAAGAAAUGGCAACCUGCCACGCAACAAACGGACGUGCAAAGCACUUAUGUAUGAUGCAGGCUGAAAGGUCUAGAGACCACGCGUCUUUAGAGAUAUUUAGAGUAGUGUUAUAUCUCUCUUCCGUAAUUUUUAAUCUUAUCCUUGGAAAUUGGUAUUAUGGCGUUACGGUAGCGUAUAUUACGUAAUAGAGAAUGAUGGAGAUGGAAAUGUAAAUCUGCAUCAUACACGAUAGAUAAUAGGGUGGAGUAUAAAUUUUUUCUUCGCGUAUAAUGUGAUUCACCUCGAAUGGUGUUCAUAAUAUAGUAAAUUUUUAAUAUCUCACCUCUAAGAGGAAGAUCGAAUUGAUUGAUUUGCCGUUUCGAACUCCACCUUGUUGCUUGAUAUUAUCGAAAUCACGUAAUUUUUGCAAAUGCGUAAAGAAGGAUAAUAACGAAAAAUAUCGAAUUAUAUUAAUCUUCGCGUUUCAUUUUAUC